AUGCGGCGGGCCGCUUCAUUGGUGCGGUGGACACUUCCGAACGCAUGUCGCUUGUUACACCUCGCCAGCAGAACCUGCAACGGCAAGGCGGUCCCAAAUUUGAUUCCAGUCGUGGGGCUCGUCCUCAUGGGUGCGUCUGGCAGUGGCUGGUCCACACAAAGCAAGGUGUCUGCGGAAGAUUCGCCACCGACAAGGCGCACAAAAAACCCAGCCGUGUUGAUAGAGUUGCUUGAAGCCGAAAAAAGCUCGGUUGUCCCAGGCUUUUUCCUGAGCGCCAUCUCUGAGCAUGUGGCCUUUGUCGAUCGCGUUGGCGAGUCGCAGGGGUGGGGUAGGGACUGUAAGGCCAUGGUGAAAAAACAAUUUCUGGCUUGGGCGAAGAGAACUGCCUGGCAGGAGGAGACAGACAAAGGAGCCAUGUGGUGGGUUGCAAAGCAUGGGGGCCACGUCGUAGGCCUUGUGGGCUUGCAUUCGGACGCUCUCUCACAACCAGACUGCCACGAUCUUCGCAUCGCCGAGCUUCGGAGGCUCUAUGUGCAAGAGUCCUUUCAGGGGAGAGGUGUGGGGAGGCAGCUCGUGGAGACGGCCAUUGCUGAGGCAAGGCGCCAGGGCCACGACGUGCUGUACCUGUUAACUGACCACUAUGGUAUGGAGAUCGCGGCGAAGCUCUACCAGGAUGGGCGAUUAGGGUUUGGGGUUUAG
Molecule: messenger RNA, 699 nt
Organism: Symbiodinium natans
Lineage: Eukaryota; Dinophyceae; Suessiales; Symbiodiniaceae
Source: the annotation of a GenBank genome assembly